Molecule: messenger RNA, 7380 nt
Organism: Lymnaea stagnalis (great pond snail)
Lineage: Eukaryota; Metazoa; Mollusca; Gastropoda; Lymnaeidae
Source: the annotation of a GenBank genome assembly
GCAGUACCGGUGAGUGUAUAAAUACACUGACCUCGCAGGUCAAAGGUCUUUUCACGUAUUUCCGGCUUCGUUGUCACUUUUAUUUUCUACGUGUGACAAAUCCACAACAUUUAAUUAGGCAGUUGUGGUUGAAAUUAUAGAACUAAUUAUGGCAAACAAGCAGCGCAUGAGACUUGCUAGCGAAAAGCACAGUAAAAACAUCACAACACGAGGAAAUGUCCCAAAAACUCUGGUAAAUAAUUUUUUGUAGUAUUGUGGCAUAGGAUUGUCGACUCGUUGACGUGGUACUUUUUAAAUUGUUACCAUAUUGAAUUGAAAGAUUUUGGUUGUUGUUUCACUUUCAUGAGAAAUGUGAUAAGGUGAUACGGUAAUUAUUUAUCAAUUGUAUAUAGCGUAGAGCCCAGACGUAUCUGCUUAUUUUUAUCCUAUUAUAGCUGUGUUUUCAAACAUUUCAUUUGAACUACUAACUUACUAACUUAUUAUAAAUUACUAGUUAUGUGCUAGUUUAAAAAAAAUUUUUAGCCACAUUUACCAUGUCAUGGAAAUUAAAUACAUGAAUUAUAAUUACUAACUAUAACUAUGCCUUUAAAAAAAAAAAUUCGCUAAAGAAAUUAAAUAUAAAUUUUAAAUUACAUUCCCUGUAGAUUUUAUUUAUUUAAUAAUUAGUGGUUCAACUAUUAUUUUUUUAAAAGCUUUCACCUAUUGUAGGGAUAACAAUACUUGUCCACGCACUGUUCUGCGCAUGUCCUUAAACUUCGAAAAAACGUGUUCUGCAAUAUGGCGUACACCUACAUGGUAUCAUUGGAAAAUUGCAUACUACGUCACCUUUGUUUAUUAAAUAACUGCUUUCCUCAUCACUGACGAAUCAGUUUUUGUGUUCCGGUCAUUCAUAUAUUGAUUUAUGCUACGAUAUUUUUUGUGCAUCACGGGCAGUAUUAUUAUAAUGACUCGGUUAGUAUAUAAAUCGCAUAAAUACUUUUUUUACUAGUAAAGCCACCAAAAUAAGGUUUUAGUGCGCCCUAAUCUACAUUCAUUGUAAGAGUUUUUUCAUUUCUAGAGUUAUUAUCGUUGAGCUCUCGAUAAAAAGUUAUGCAUCCUGCGAAGAAGUGGGGGGUAUGAAAUUAUCAUUAUUUUUUUAUUUUGAUCGAUAAGCCUGAAAUGGCUGCUAUCACUGUGAUUCGUAAGUGUUAAAUCCUUAAACAUCUAAAUAAUUAUAAGACGUUUAAAAUGAAUCAUUUUAAGAAAAGAUUAUAACCAAACUUGAAAAGUUUAUGUAGUAACCAAGGGUUGGUUUUAAGCUUUAUUUAUUACAUUAAAAAUUGUGUACGGUACCAGUACAGUCGGUACACAGUUUAUCGUUUUUUCAUUAUUGAAUCAAUUUUAAAUAGUUUUACAAUAGUAAUAUCGAUAAUAAUCAUAAUUUUUCUCCUAUUAAUUAUUUCAGAGAAUAUUACUAAAAUUAGGCCUACUUAUCAUUAUCAGUUAUAAUUAUAAACAACUGUUAUUAUAAUCCUAUAACAUUCUAUUUAGGCCUAGGCCUAAGCUUAAUAUUUCUUAAUCUAAUUCUAUUACAAGCUUAUAAGUUCCACAAUAACAGUUUUAUUAAAAUACAUCAAAUUAAUAAACAAGACUCAAACAACAUCGUCAUAGCAAUUAUAUUUUUAUUAGGACAUAGAAUAGCAGUACAUAGACAAUUAUUAAAUAUAUCAAAUAACAUUUUUUAAUGAAUUAGUCUCAUAAUUAUCAUAUUAUUAUUAUCAAUAAAAAAUUGCAGCUUCCCAGGGCUCAAUACCGGUACUCAAUUUGUUAUUGUGAUGAUGUGCAUGUGCGUUUUUGCUGAUGCUAUUGUCACCAGAAAUAUUUGUAAAAUAAGAAUUUUGUUAUUUAUUUUUACGGCUUUGGAAUUGUCAUCAAAGUGUGUAGUGUAAUUAGCCAAUUUUUAGAGCCACAGUCAAGUGAUACUCAACGGAAGAGUGUGACCUCAAAUCAGUGACACUUCUUGUUGCGUAUGUGGAGGGAUAUAAUAAAGUUGCUACGUUAGCCAUGAAAAUUAUGCAUGAGGAAGAAAGCAUUCAUAGUGGUUUACUAAGUGUGCUUUGCGCUCUAUCCAUCACAUAAUAUGCUUAGGGCAUGUCUCGCCUUAAACAUCACCUUUAAUAAUUAAAAUGUAGUCUUUCUGCACUUCCCAACUGAUUUAACAAUUCAGUCUUACUAGAACACACACAAAUUAAAGCUCCACCCGUCUUUUAUAAUUUAGUGUGACCUAUGUAGACUAUACGAGACCCUCAUCUUUUAUUGAGGUGUUCUUCUUCUUAGUAGAAAACAUGAAGAUCAGUUUGACAGCUAGGAAUCAAUGAUCCCUCCAUUUAUUUUAAAUUCUUUUCAAAAAUCAACUUUAAAACUCAAAACGUUAUUUAAUAAUUAGUCCUAGCAACAUGUUUUGAGCCAACCCUGGAAGUAAAAUAUGUUUACGCUUUAAUUUUUUUAAUGUUACAUGUUUUUCUUGAGAUUUCUAGUGCCUUGUAACAGAGUCAAUAACUUUUAGAAUCCUAUAUAUAAUAUAUAAAUUAAUGAGGAAAUGAUGGGGUUUCAAAAAAUGUUUGUUUCAAAACAUAUGUCAACACUUAGAAAUAAUGGGAAAAAAAAUAAUGCUUAAUCUUUUUAAUGAAAAUUUAAACAAAAAUGGUGUUCAUAUAGAUGCAAAGAAAACAAAAAACUAACCACCUGAAAUUAUUCAAUUAAAUCAGUAUGUCAUAUGCAUAAUUUAGUACAUUUCAUGUGCAUUAGACCAAAUUAUAAAAUAUUUUGUAAAAUGUGAAAAAAAGGGGAAAUAUUUUUUUGUUUCUUUCAGCACCCCUCCAUAAAGUACUUACCGGUAUGAGUUUUAGUAUUUUACCAUACAAUAUUAUUUACACAAUACAAAAGAUAGACUUUUAAAACUUCAUUGUACUGGUACAUAUGUGCUACUUUUGUUUUAGGAUGUUAAGUUUCUUUUCAUUCCUAAUUUAUAUCACACUGUAGAGUGUCUUUUUAAAUCUGUGGCUUCAGGAACUAUUGGAUGUAUCAUAGUGUAUUUUGUGUUAUUUACAUUUGAGACACUUGGAACAUAAUCAGUUUUUGUAAAUCAUCUGGUGCUCAAAUAAUUUCCUCUGUGAAAUCAAUUGAGAAUUAAAUGUUAGGUUAGUUCAUCUAUAUCAUAAUUUUCUUUUGAACAGUCCUAAAGAGAUUAUAGCUUGCAAUAUUCUUUUUAUUAGGGAGAUAUAUCCAUUUAUCAACAGGUCAACACCACAUACGAAUGAAUUGUAUGAUUUCAAAAUCUGAUUUGACAAUAUUUGGUCUUCUCACCAAUAAUUGCCUAAAAUAAUCCAUCGGUUUUGGUUCUGUUUAAAAAAGAAAAUCCAUUUGCUGUCAUAUAAUUUGAAAUAAGUGAGACUAUUGUAUAAAUUUUAUUAUCUCUUAUCCACCACAUAUCACAUUGCUUUGAUUUGUUUUGAUUUGUUUUUCUUCUGAUAUAGUCAGACAACAAAUUCACUUUGCACAGUGUGUCCUUUUUGUCUGUUUCAAUAUUAGAAACUUUGAAGAAUGUCAUAAUUUGAAUAAAUAUGUGGGUUUUUUUGGGAAUAAGGCACUAGCCCACAAGUCAUGGUAGCAAUUAAAGAUUGUUGAAUUUGAUGAGUAUUUUUGUACACUGGGGACAUAUACAGUUGCCAUGCACAUUAGUGGUCCUAGAAAUUUGUAAAAUUCAUCUGACAUCUGCUGAACUAUCAACUUACCUCAGUUGAUUCAAGAUUUAGAAUGUCCCAUGGUAGUUGAAUAGGAGUAUUUUACAAAUGUUUCAACCAAAUUCAGUGUGAAAAAUAGCUUGAAAAACCUUUAGGAUGAAGAUACUUGCUCACUGUAUCCAUGUUGACAUUCCUUCCCACAAAUAUAAGCCUAUCUUUCUGGCUGAGAAAAACAUAGGAGUUGGAACCGGUGGGUAAUCAUCUCGAACAUCUCACAAGUUAAGCAUGUGAAUGUAAAAGAGCAACUAAUAUAAAUGACCUAUGUGCAACUUUUAGAGAUGAAAUGCAUAAAAAAUAUAUACUUCACUUAAAUUUCCAGUUUUUAAAACUUCCAAAACUGUUUAAAUCUCAUUUAUGGCCAUAAAAUUUAGUGUCAGAGAAUAAAAUUUUUACAACACACAUAGAUGUAAAAUUUCAUGUUUUUUAGGAUGAAAUAUAUCAUAAGCUGUGCCAACUGCAUUGUUUACAUUCUUUAACAACAAUCUCUACUAGAGUCUAAUUAAUAAAAUAUUCGCAUAUUAUAAAAUGGUUUUAUUUACGCAGAUUCAUUAAAAAGGGCUAGUAAAUAUUUCAGUAUGCUUCUAAACAAAAUUUAAACCGAUAAAAUAAAAAUACAAAUAAUAAAUCUAAAACAUCGAAAUGUCAUUUAUGAAAGAAUAGUCCAACUCUAUUAAAUUUGGGCCUAAUUUUGACUAAUAUCCAGUCUUAAAAAACAAAUUGUCCUGAAAAGAGAUCUGAGUAACAACAUUUGUCCACAUCAAUUUUAUUUUACAAAAAGUAACUAUCAAGCUAUACAGCUUUUGCAUUUAUGAUUUUAGCGUGGUAUUUAACGUAACACAGCUUGCAGGUUACUUUUUACUGCCCUGUAAGCAAAUAUUGGAGUACCAAUGAAAUUGGUAACACGGAUUAGUAGAAAAAAAUAACACAGUUUACACAGACAAUUGGCUAGGCUCAUAAGAUUUUCUUAUUUUAAGUUUUAGGUUGCAACUUUAAAAUAAACAAAAUCAAUGUUUUUUUUUAUGGUUUAAUUGUUCCCCAACCCUCUCAAGAAUAAUAUUUAUUGUGUAUAAUAAUUUUGAGGUGUAGGCUGGCUUUAUUUUGUUAGAAGAAAAAGUGUAUCUUGUUUUAUAGGUUCCAAAAUCCUUGAAUAAAUUAGUAUUUAAAAUGUUGACAGAAGUUGAUUUCAGUUGGUGUAAAGUAAACAAAAGUUGUGAACCCCAAGAAUCCCUAAUUUAGUAAGCAUCAUGCUAGGACAAAUCCCUUCAAUUUCGUCCAACUAACCAGUAAACAUGAUUUAAGAAUAAAGGAAGGAUUAGGGACGGCCUAUUUUCUGCUUUUGGUUAUUUGUUUAGCUGAAUCCUCUUAAGGUGACAGGACUGUGUAGUAAAUUUAGAAUGAUUGACUACAGUUACUUAGAACUACUCAGUUGUCACUGAUGGCCAAUAGAGUUGUUUUUUCUGCCAUGUCCCUGUUGAAUCACUCUCACCUCUUUUGGUUUUAAUAAAUCUAGAGAACUAUAUAAAGCUGUAGAAAAAUGACUCAAAAUAAUAUUAUGGUGAAACCAGUUUCUUCACUUCACUUGCAUUUUUCACCUUAGGGCUUAAGAAUCAAAUAUUGGAUGCCCACCCAACUAAAAACAUUGGAAGGUUUUUUUAUUUCUUUAGUUUCUCUUACUGUUUCAUGAAUUCAGCCAAAGUAAUAUUUGAUUCUUGACAUAAAGAUGAGGUUCAGAGAUCAAAUGGUCUGUUGUGUGCAGCUGGCUAAAGGAUGUCUUGAUUUAAUUAUUUAAUGGAUGAGAUGUGACAUUUUAUUACACAUGUGAAUCUUAAAUGGUUACAACAGGCAAGAUAUUUCUUACAUGGCUGCUGGUCCCAUUACUAUUUUAACAACUUUUUUAAUCUAUAUUAAGACGCAUUUAAUUCCAUUUAUUUUCAGAAAAAUGCUGAAGACAAAUACCCUGUUGGCCCGGCUCUGAUGGCAUUGUUCUUGUUCGUUGUUUGUGGCUCAGGUAAGAAUGAAUCAUAGUUUAUAUUAGCUGCUCAUGAUUAAUAAUGGGGCAACUCUACCUUUUAUACGGAGAUACAUUCCUAUGAGCAAUUUAAGUAUAGCUUUUAUACAAGUCAUUGAAGAAACUUUUUUCUUAUGUGCACAAUAAGUUUUUUAUAAAUAGGAUAUUUUAAGAUAUAUUUUUAUGUAAGUGUAAGUGAUUUUUUUUUUUUUUUUAAUGAUUUUUUUUUUGCCUCUUCCUGUUGGGUUCUUGUUUAAAGAGAUACCUUUUUUUCUUCUGAACAGCGGUUUUCCAAAUUAUCCAGAGUAUCCGAAUGUCAUGACGAGCAUCACCCAAACUUUUGAUUUUAAUAUAUUUUUUUAUGUAAGUUUAAGUUAUUUUUUUUUUUUUUUUAAUGAUUUUUUUUUUGCCUCUUCCUGUUGGGUUCUUGUUUAAAGAGAUACCUUAUUUUCUUCUGAACAGCGGUUUUCCAAAUUAUCCAGAGUAUCCGAAUGUCAUGACGAGCAUCACCCAAACUUGUGGACUUGUGAGAAGGGGGAAUGAAGGGCUGCUACUCAAUGGAUGGGCAACUCAAUGUGAAUGAUGACCGAAUGGCUAACUUGAAUGAUGAAUGAUUUGUGUUAGUUCGAAUGUCAUGAAUAUCUGAUGUGUGAUUUUAUUUUUAUUUUUUUCUCCAAAAGAUUAUCAGACCAAUUAGAUAGAAUAUAAGGCCUCAAGAUCAUCUCAAUGUUAAUGGUUACAAAAUGAUUUCAUCAAUGCAAAAACAAACAAACAAAAAAAAACAGUGUACAAAAAAACAGGCUAAGAGCAAGCUGCUUGUUCCUCCUUUUCAACCUUUGUCAUUAUGUUUACCAGAGUUUAGUUGGAUCAUUUCACUGUUGGACAUUUUUGUGGUUUUUUUCCCUCAUUGAAGUUUUCAUAAUCGUCUCUUCUCAUCUCCCUGGUGGUGGUCAAAGCAGAGUCAGAACUUAAGUCAUCUAUGGAUCAGCACAAAAGUUAUUUACAUUCAGUCUUGUUCUUCUGAGUUCCGUUUGUUUGUUUUUUUAAAAAUGACCAUUUAUGCUGUGCAUUUAUAAAUUUAUAUCUCCUUCUAGCUGAUUUGAAAACAAAAAAACAAAGUUUCUUCUCAUCCACCCUAAAGCUCUUAGUUAAAUCCUUUGCCAUUUAACUUAUUUAUUUAAUCUCUUUUGGGGGUUGGUGUCUGUUAUAAAACUGUUGUAUUCCUGGUCAUUUUUUUAUGGUCCAUGUUUUAAAACAUUUUUAAAUGAAGAUUGUAAACCACCUAAAAGUGCUUGUGACAUUUCCUUCUUAUCUGUGUUAGGGUAGGGAGAUAGCGUGGUCUCCUUUAAAAAAAAAAAACAGAUAAAACUUUUGAUUUUAUAAAAAUGAUGAUCCUCUGUCACAAUCUGAAUUUUUUAAACAAAUAUCAAAAUUGUUCGAAAAAAGGAUUUAUUCAUUUUUGUGGAGUCUCUAUAAACCAACAAUAUCCUUCACAGUUUUGUCACAUGAAUUAUAAUAAAAUAUUCUAAAAGUUGUUCUUUAUUGCAUUUACCAGUUUUUCUUGUUCCUUUAUUUAUUUGUGUUUACUUA